GACUUCUCUCUUCUUCCCCACAUCCCACUUCUCUCUAAAGCUUGGAGCUCCAUUAAUGGCUACCAAGCCUCAAACUUGUACAUUGUAAUGGUGAGGAGAGGUUAAUGAGAAUGAGAGGGCUGAACAUUAGCCUAAACAGUCCCGUGGUUAUCUCCCUUUCCGGGUUUCCACGUAAAGAUCAUUGUUUAUAUUUUGAUAUCAUCCCAUAACCAUUAAACCCUCCCGGAAGGGGUGUUGAACUUCAGAGCUGCGGUGAAUUAAACUCAACACUGACGCCGUCUGUGGGAACUUGUUCAAAAAGAUUUGUACGUGCUCUUGAAUUUUCUACAAAAAAUGCACAUGAAGUGAACUGUUUCUUGGAAUUUUCUGGAAUCACAACCGAGGUUAUGAGGGGAAAUAUCCCCCACCAAGAGAUCCCCCACCCUUUUCGCCACCUUGGGGUCACCUGGAGGUGGGCAGAACAAGGGAACAACUUCCUCAAUCAUCAAGACCUUCUUAGCAGGAGGGAAGAGGCGGUUGGGAGCUAUGGUUGCCUGACAAGGAUGGGUUGGUGAAGUGACAAGUGGGGCCAUGGUUUGACCAAUCAGCUGCGUAGACCGCACAUCCCCUUAUUGAGCUUAUCUAAGCCUGGUGACGAGCAGGGAAGGGCGGAAAACCCGAGCGGGAAUACCAAUUGACAUUUCGAAUGCUUCGUGAAACCGAAAUGAUUGGAGGAAACGAAAGAGCUGAGCCAGAAGGAUGACCGAGUAUCUCGUCAGAGCAGCCUGCGCAUUUUCAACUCGGGCCCUAGCCUUGCCGCCCGGCACCGCUGGAAGGCUGCCCUUAUCUGAAUACCCGGCACAUGUGCAUACCCGAUUCGUUAUGCCGCUUGAUCGUCAGGCCAACCUUAGUUUGGAAGCCUGCAAGAUUAACUGGCCGCCCUGCAUCUCUCUUCCCGAUGGGGAGGAUGUUGGAGCAUGCUGGCGCAUCAAACAAGCUGAACGUAUCAAACAAUCCCCUCCUCAAAUGGGAAGUCUUCUCACUAAUAAAAGAACUCACGUUAAAUAAGGUCGAGUGUCCCAGGGCCAACCUAACGCCCAACUUUUUCGUCCCAUGCUGGAGACCCCGAGAGGAAGAAUAAUCAUACACCGAACGGUGGGAGAUGAGUAACUCCCCUGUUGAUUUGUGUCAACUUGAAAUGCUGCAGCACGUAGCCACGUACCCAGGCUUGGGACGAACGGUGACAACCCUCAAAGAGAAAAUUGAAGGGAAUCCAUCGGACGCAAAGAAAGGCUGGUUAACCACGCUUAAACCAGUCCCUACACGUCAGUGGUUAUCCGACUCCAAGAUCGUUCCGGAAGCCGCUCAGAGCGUGGGCCACCCAGCCUUAGACAUCUAAUGCAUACCGCAAGAAGGUACGGCCGCCCGACCGACAAAUCACUCGAGGCUCCACAGGUGGAGAUGCCCUUGUCAGUCAGCCAGGUUUGCCGCACGGCCAGGUAUGUUUCCGCUAAGAGCCAGCUUCCACCAGGCGUUUGUAGGGGAAUUUUCAGACCGGAUUCUAACUAGCCAGAUCGAAAACGAAGCCAGAGGAUAGGGCCUAGUCUUCACUCAGCGUGACUGGGAUUGGAAGUUGGAAGUCCCCUGAAGUUGGUUGCCCGAUCAGAUCCGCUUACUAACUGAUGGUCCAAUAUCGUUUUCUUUUCAACCCUUUUUCCUCUAACAGAAUGUGUUCCAAUAUCGUUUGGGAGAUAUUGAAACAUACAGCGGAAGUGUUGACCUCAAGAGUGUGACACUUUAUAGGAACAAAUGUUAUGACUCUUUUAGUUGUAACAGAGAUGGGUGGAUAGAACACUUUUGUUUGAAGGAUUCAGAUCUAUUGUCAUAGAUCUCUUUGUAGUGCGUAGGUAAGGAGUUUUUGGUUCACAGAAAACUUUAGGGAGUUUGGUGGACAUUGAAUAUGCAAGACUUUGGGAUAGUGUGAAGGUGAGUGAGAACUGAAGUAUGUGUUGGGUGCUGAAUAUAAAAGGUACAUAAGAUAUAUCCUGGUUCAAAGGUGGUGUAAUCCUCCUACAUCCAGUCCCAACCUAUUUUAGAUGGAUUUUCCACUAAAUGAAUAUCCCAUUACAUUUAGUGCCCAAUCUACCCCUGGCCCGAGUGUAGAUUGUGAGGUUUUUCACGAGGAACCACACUGUUCCAAGCCACUCAUGUCCUCCAAGGUUUUUCACUAAUGGCUUGCCCAGCCAGAAGCUAUUCAUGUCCUUGCCUCACCUUCUGGAUGAUCACACACAUCCCAGAAUGAAUACACUAGACUAGUUUACAUGGGUUUAAACUAAUCUACCAACUAAUUUAAGCUCUAUACAUGUGUAUGAAUGAUAAGCUAUUAUAAGAGCAUUAGAUGAGUGGGGUGGUAGCCAGAGUGGUGAAGGUGAAUCAGCUAGCUGAAUGUUUU
This is a messenger RNA of Cuscuta europaea, 2431 nucleotides long. NCBI's taxonomy places the organism in Eukaryota, Viridiplantae, Streptophyta, Magnoliopsida, Solanales, Convolvulaceae. The record is from the annotation of a GenBank genome assembly.